Molecule: messenger RNA, 6476 nt
Organism: Microcebus murinus (gray mouse lemur)
Lineage: Eukaryota; Metazoa; Chordata; Mammalia; Primates; Cheirogaleidae
Gene: NOL4L
Product: nucleolar protein 4 like
Source: RefSeq, a predicted model, not a curated record
GGGCGCGGCGGGAGGAUGCCGAAGCCGACGCUGCUGCUACGCGGGGGCUGGGAGCGCGAGCGCAGCCCCGGGGACUCGGAGCUGGGCCGCCAGUUCCGGGACUGGUGCCUGCGCACCUACGGCGACUCGGCCAAAACCAAGACGGUGACACGCAGCAAAUACCAGCGGAUCGCUGAGGUCCUGCAGGGCGGCGGCGGGACCGGCGCGGGCAGCGGCCCCGCGGCCGGUGAGAAAGGCAAGUUCCAGUUCUGGGUGCGCUCCAAAGGCUUCCGCCUGGGCAGCGGCCGGGAACCCAAGAUGGGCCAAGUGGUGUAUGUGCCGGUCAAGACGGGCUCGGGGGCAGAUGGCCUGUCGGAGCCGGAGGGCAUCUCUCUGAAGCGGGUCGCUGUGGUGGAAGAUUUCUUUGACAUCAUCUACUCGAUGCAUGUGGAGAGCUCAGCAGAGCCAGGCAAAGCCCCCAAGCACGCCGGGCAGAAGAAAACCUACCGAGCGAUCGCGGAGACCUACGCCUUCCUCCCGAGAGAGGCCGUGACCCGGUUCCUGAUGAGCUGCACAGAGUGUCAGAAGAGGAUGCACUUUAAUUCCAACGGCCUGGAGCCCAAAGAAAACGAGCCUCCAUCUCCUCUGGUCUCGGGGAUCAUCGAUUACAACAUGCCCCUCACCUCCACGUACCUGAAGCAGAUGAAGUUGCGAGUGAUGAACUCCCAGGAGCAGGAUGAGACCUCUGUGAGCAGUGAAGACUUUGAUAUGAACGACUCCACAUGGAUGUCAGCUGACCCACACCUGGCCUCCAGCCUGAGCCCCAGCCAGGACGAGAGGAUGCGGAGCCCGCAGAACCUCCACAGCCAAGAGGACGAUGACUCCUCCUCCGAGAGCGGCAGUGGCAAUGGCUCCUCCACCCUGAACCCGUCCACCUCGAGCAGCACGCAGGGCGACCCUGCCUUCCCCGAGAUGAAUGGCAACGGCGCUGUGGCCCCCAUGGACUUCACUGCCACCGCCGAGGAUCAGCCCAUCAACUUGUGUGACAAGCUCCCACCUGCCACGGCACUCGGCACCCCCUCCUACCCCUCGGAUGGCUGCAGCACUGACGGGCUGCGGAGCCGUGUCAAGUAUGGGGUGAAGAGCACCCCUGAGUCGCCCCCGUACAGCUCUGGGAGCUAUGAUUCCAUCAAGACUGAGGUCAGUGGCUGCCCCGAGGACUUGACGGUGGGCCGGGCUCCCACGGCAGAUGACGACGAUGAUGACCAUGAUGACCAUGAGGACAACGACAAGAUGAAUGACUCUGAGGGCAUGGACCCUGAGCGUCUCAAGGCCUUCAACAUGUUCGUGCGUCUCUUUGUGGAUGAGAACCUGGACCGCAUGGUGCCCAUCUCCAAGCAGCCCAAGGAGAAGAUCCAGGCCAUCAUCGAAUCCUGUAGCCGGCAGUUCCCCGAGUUCCAGGAGCGGGCCCGCAAGCGCAUCCGCACGUACCUCAAGUCCUGCCGUCGCAUGAAGAAGAACGGCAUGGAGAUGACCAGACCCACGCCACCCCACCUGACCUCGGCCAUGGCAGAAAACAUCCUGGCAGCUGCCUGCGAGAGCGAGACAAGAAAGGCGGCCAAGAGGAUGCGCCUGGAGAUCUACCAGUCCUCACAGGACGAGCCCAUAGCCUUGGACAAGCAGCACUCGCGGGACUCCGCAGCCAUCACCCACUCCACCUACUCACUGCCAGCCUCCUCCUACUCCCAGGACCCUGUGUACGUCAAUGGCGGCCUCAACUACAGUUACCGCGGUUAUGGGGCCUUGAGCAGCAACCUGCAGCCCCCUGCUUCCCUCCAGACAGGAAAUCACAGUAACGGGCCCACGGACCUCAGCAUGAAAGGCGGGGCCUCGACCACCUCCACCACCCCCACGCCCACCCCCUCCAGCAACAGCACCAGCAGGACCAUGCCCAGCGCCCAGCUCAGCCCCACGGAGAUUAGCGCCGUGCGGCAGCUCAUCGCCGGCUACCGGGAGUCUGCGGCCUUCCUGCUGCGCUCGGCAGAUGAACUGGAAAACCUCAUCUUACAGCAGAACUGACCCCGCUGGCACCUGGAGUGCACUGCUCUAGGGAAGGAGGCUGUCCCAGCCCGGACCUGGCUUCCUGCCUCACCAGUUGGUACAUUUUGUUUUUUGAAAGAGGUGGGAUCCAAAAGAGCUGUUUCUAGCCACACUCCAAGCACCUGAGACUUUGGGCACAAGAACACUUUUUUUUUGGAAUCUCACCACACGGGUGCUCUGACCUGCUUGGAAGAGGCCAAUGGGGGCAGCUCUGGAAGAGUGGGGCUCCCCUGACAAGGCGCCAGGGCUGCAGCUCUAUUUAGAAUCACCUUCGUGGACCCUGAUGUUAGAAUCCCACUCCCAGAUAAUUACCUUUCAAGUCUUAGGUGAGCAUAAUUGCAUAUUUAUUGAGAAAAACAAAGUGGACCCUUUCUUCCUCUCCCCUUAGUAAUUUAUUUUUCUGAAAAUGGAUUCUUUUGUGUUUGUACAGAUUGCCAGUCUGUGUCUGUCUGAUCAGAAGGAUGUAUCCCUGUACCUAACAUUCCAUAUCACUACACUGACGCGGGCUGGGGCCGGCAGGGGCAGGGCAGAUGCCAGGCUGGCUGUCCCUCUGGGUGCCCAGCACACCCUGGGGAAGGCCACCACCCCUCGGCCAGGCCGUCCUGGAGCAGAUCCCAGUGCCGUCACAGGGAUACUGCCAGGCCUCCCCAGGCACCACCAAGCAGGAGGACCUCACCCACACCACUGCAAAACAAAAAAAUCACCCCUACCCCACUCUACAGAAGCCCCAGUCACAUGGUCACCUGUAUUCUACCUCACACUCCAGCGUGGGCUUUUUCCAGGAUAUGCCCUGAGCCUGUUCUGAAUGGCUGUUACCCCAGCCCCCCCCUCACAGUGUCUGCCUGGGAGGUAAGUCCAGACUGGGUGUCCAGGAGCUAGAGCCCAGAGAGGGUCCUGCCCCUUAUAACCAGCCACUGCAGGCCCCUAGCCCUCCCAGCUGUUUACUGGGACAGAGCACGAGAUGGCAGCUAUGCUGCCAGGGAGCUUGAAUACUUCUCUGCACAGGCCUGGGCCCUCAGACACCUGCUGAGAAGGGCAGGUUUCUUCAGGGCGCGCCCCCCCAGCUGUCAGGCAGCUGUGAGCUCCAGGGCAGACUGCAGUUCCCACCCCCUCGCCCGUGUUUGGAGUAAAGGGAUCAUCAGUGGAAGUGGAGAAGCCACUUGGGUUCUCCUAAGACCAGCCCUUCUUCUGGAGGGGCCAGUCUUGGAAGAAACCCAUAAUCCCUGGAGUGUGAAAAAGGGCAAAAGGAAAAAGCUGGCCUGGUUUCCUUCCUCCCUGAUAGGCACUUCCUCUUGCUCAGUGCAAUACCUGCCAGUGCUGCUAAAACCAGGGAUUCGCCCAGACCUCAGCAGGCCCACGGGGCCUCUCCAUGCGACACUCCGUAGCCAUGACAGCAGCUAUCUGCUGCUCGUCCCUGCCCAGAGCUGGCAGAAGCCCUCUGUUGCCUUUCCUCCCUCAGAGCAAAGAGGCCCCAGGGGAGCCAGGGCCGAGUGGCCCCUAGGAUGGCCGCAGAGAGCCACUUGACCCUGGAGCAGGCACCCCUUCCCAAACCAGCUUUUCUGCAGCCAACUUCCUCCUGGCACUGUGGCAGACCCCCUCAGGAGGAGUGGGAAGAGGGCACAAGUACGGAUGCCCCAUCCUGCCUCAGAUCCAGAAACUCUGAAAGGUAGGGUGCCCACUCCGUGCUUACUUUCAGCCCCUAGAGGUUGGGGGUGGUCUUAUCUCGAGUGGCCUCCAACACCUCACCCAGCCACACCACCUCUGCCUUCCACCUGACCAAUCCGCAGGCCUCCGGGCAGGGCCAGGACACCGAAACUCACCCUUAGCACAGCACAAGCUCCAGUGCCCAAGGCCUCCCCCACACCCGGCAUCCACACGUCCAGUCCCACCUGCUCAGUACUACUCCCGGAUGUUUGAAUUUGUGUAAAUAUUUAUUUUUGUGUGUGAACAAUACAACAAAGUAAUUGGUAGAUCUUUUGCAAAAUGUUACCCCAGGCAAUUUGUGAAAAUGUUAAACCCUGGCAGAGACAAUCGCCACCCUAGAAUUCCUGAUAUCAUUUGCUUAAUAUGUCACUCACUUCUCUCAGAGGCGGUGCCCAAGCUGGACAGGAACGGUUUGCAUUUCUUGACAGACAGAAGUGAGAAAGGCCAGGGAAGGGGCUCCCUCCCAACACCAACACAAGGGAAUUAGAUCUAAAGAUCAUACACGCUACCGUCUGAAGUUGAGUUUUUCUAAGUUCAAACUGUGGUGACUCCACCUCCAGCCUGCCUUAGUACUGCGGCAAGAGCGUGGGUUCAAUAUAUUUUAAAGAGAAAUUAGAGGACAUGCCAGUGGUAGAAGUCCACUGGGACUUCAGGGGACCCCUCCAGGAUGGUGGAUUUUGUCAUAUUGACCCCAGCUCUUGGGUGGGCUCCUUUGAAGUGAAGCUACACCUGAAGCCCUGGAGAUGGGUAGAAUGGGCAAGUUAGUGCAUGAAAACAGGAUUCCACUAGCUGGUUCAGUCAGGGAUCUUGUUCUGUUUUGCUUCUGUUUUAAAAGAUGCAGCUUCAACCCCUUCCCUCUUCUCCUGACUUGGAGAGCACCAAAAAGCUGGUUCUCACGAACCAAGCUCGCUGCUGUCUCACCCUCACCCAAGGGACGCCUUCUCCCAAAGCCCUGUGCCACAGCCAUUUAAAAAUCUUCUGGAGGUCCUCAGGGCACAAAAGUAAUCAUUUGGGAUCCUAAGUUAAAAAGGAAAUGCAAAGUAGUAAUUCCGGAGUCUUUGCAGGGGGCUAAUCCCACAAAAAGGGUAGAAUCAGUGAAGUGGGCCUUUGGUCUUAGUGGUGGAUCCUUGAGUAGACCAGUGAGAAGUGUGUGUAACCUGCUGGAAGUUCAUUUUACCAUCACCACUAUUACAAGGGACAGUUUACUCCCAAGGACAGUGUUGAGGGGGGAGGGUGACAGGUGGGGGAACUAGGAGGGUUUUAGAGGAUUUCAAACAACCCAUCCGUCCCUAUCCCCAAGGGCCACUUACAACUCCAGGGGUGGUUAUAGGAUUAACUACCAGUUCAUUUUCAAAAUGCUGCUUUGAACUCAGAGGGUUGAUACUUUUAAUUUGUAAUUUUUUUGUAAAACUUUUUACAGGAUAGUAAAGUAUUUCACCAGAAUACCAGUUUCAAUCCGUCCAUGGUCUGAUUUUUAUAUAAUUUAGUGGUGCUUUAGAAACUUUGUUUUUGUUGUUUCGAGCUAAAUAGCUCAAUCCUUUCUCGCCUGUAUCUACCUAAGACCAAUGUGAACCUUUGUAUUUUUGCUCCUAAUUUUGGACUCAGUGAAAGUGUACUGUUUACAUGUACAGAUGCCCUCAGUCCCUGUGUGUUCUGCAAGACUCGCUCUUGAGGAGGAAGAUGCACCUCACUAAGCUCAUCUGCUUAGCAAAGCCACAAAACAAAAACCUCUCACUUUUUACCUGUUUCCACCUAAAAAUAAAAACAAAAAACCUACACCACAUAGAACUCAGAUUUUGCUGAAAAACACUUUCCACCUGGUAGAUGGUCCAUGUGCUUCUGUCAUGUGGUCCAUUUAGGAACAAGAGUCAGAACACAGACCUCCCGCCAGCCCCUGGUGCGCCACCGCGCGGACAGAGAAGUGAAGGCAGGACCGCGCUGCAGAGCUGUGGGAUGAAGACAGUUCUCUGGGCAGCUUGGGAGUGAGAUGGUCAAGAUGACUCAUGUGGCCUUUAGGAUCAAGCCAACCAGGACUUAGGGACAACCCAAGAGGUCAUCAAUCCUCUAGCAUAAUUUAGACAUGUUUUGGAAGAGCGUGAGUUCUCUGAGAUGAGAUUUUAAGACUUUCAGUGCAGAUGGUACAAGUAUUUCUUGAGGGUUCCUCUGGGGGCAGCUCAUUCAUGAGGUGCCACCUCUAGGGAGGGACAGGGGCUCCAGACAGCGAGUAGAUGGCACUUAAAGCAAACAGUGGAUGGCACCAACUUUUAAAGGUGACUCUUUAUUAAUCAAUGGCUUCACCUCUAAAUUAUAUUUUUACAGAUAUGCACCUAUGCAACUUAACGUGGCUCUUCUAAGCAGGUGAGGACUUCCUCCUCAAUGCUCUCUAUAAAAAUUAUUUGUGUUCUAUAUAGUGAGUUUUUCCAGUAAAUGUGGCUUAAUAUUUUAAUUCUUAGAAUGUGUCUUCUCUACGUGAUGCGACUAAAUUCUGUUUUGUUUGUGGAAUGACUAGCACAGGCCGACUCCCUCUCUCCCUCACUUAACAAGACCAAUGAGCUGUUAAUCGAGCUGUUAUCUCCAUGGUAUUACUUGCUAAAUGCACUGAUUUCAUAAGUAUGUGGAAUCCUUUUCCUUUUGAACCUGUAUAUCAUAUAUAAGACUGAAUCUACUUAAUAAACACUGAACAGCAAACCGAA